Molecule: messenger RNA, 2499 nt
Organism: Trypanosoma cruzi
Lineage: Eukaryota; Euglenozoa; Kinetoplastea; Trypanosomatida; Trypanosomatidae
Product: trans-sialidase, putative
Exons: 1
Coding region: 1-2499 (832 amino acids)
Molecular function (GO): exo-alpha-sialidase activity
Source: RefSeq, a predicted model, not a curated record
AUGCUUUCACGUGUUUCUGCAGCUGUCAUGGCACUCCGCACACACAACUGUCGCCGCGUGACCGGAUCCAGCGGAAGGAGGAGGGAAGGAAGAGAGAGUGAGCCGCAGAGGCCCAACAUGUCCCGGCAUCCCUUCUAUUCCGCGGUGCUGCUCCUCGCCGUUGUGAUGAUGUGCUGCUGCAGUGGAGCUGCAUCCAGUCAGGACACGUCGCCAGCUUCAGGAUCUUCAAAGGGGAAAUUGUUUGAUUGGAGAGAUAAGAAGGGAGAAACAGUGAGUUCGCUCCGUGUUCCCAGUCUUGUUGAGGUGAAUGGUGAUGUGUUUGCCGUUGCCGAGGCGCAGUGCACGGGCACCGGAGAAUGCGUUUUUACUGGGAUUGCCUCGGAGCUUUUGGCUCUGACUGAUGAACCAUCAAAUGAGUUGGAUAUAAGUAAAUUGAAGACACAAUUUCUGGAGGAAUGUUCUUCCGGAGGAGAACAAUGCCCCUCCCAAACAGCAGUUCUGGCUGGCACUCAAAGAGUGAAGAAGGUACAUGUGAGCCGACCAACAACAGUCGUGCAGGGAAGUGAUAUUUACAUGCUUGCUGGAAACUACAGCUGGACAUAUGAGGAUAAGGCAGAUUCUGUGUUUCAAUGUGGACUCUUGCUGGUAAAAGGUAACAUUAACAAUGAGGAAGGCAGUACCAACAAAAGGAUCCUUUGGAAAGAUACUUACGAUCUCCCAUGGAUUUCUAACGGCAGACAGGAACAAUCCUGGACACGACUGAUUGGCGGUGGUGGAUCGGGUAUUAAGAUAAAAGGUGAUACUCUCUUGUUUCCAUUGGAAGGCACAAAAAAAGAGGAUGGGAAAGCCGUUUCGCUGAUUAUGUACUCCUCGGACACUGCGGGUUGGGUGGUAUCGAGGGAGAUGUCUGCCGACGGCUGCGGUGAUCCCUCCGUCGUGGAGUGGAAGGACAAACUCAUGAUGAUGACUGCGUGUGAUGAUGGCCGCCGCAGGGUGUACGAGUUUAAUCUAACGGAGUCGUGGACGGAGGCGCUCGGGACACUCUCGCGCGUGUGGGGCAACAAACACAAGGGAAAUAAGAAGGGCGUUGGGAACGGGUUUAUCACAGCGACGAUUGAGGACAGGGACGUGAUGCUCGUCACUCUGCCGGUGUAUUCCAAAAAAGGAGAAAAUGGAAAGGAAAAUGUGGAAAAGGGCAGACUCCAUCUUUGGCUGACGGACAAUACGCACAUUGUUUAUAUUGGGCCGGUGUCGGGGAAGGACGAAGAUGUUGCCGCCAGCUCCCUGUUGUACAAAAGCGGUAAAAUUGGUAAAAGUGAAACGAAUGGGAAGGAAGAGUUGAUUGCACUGUACGAGAAGAAGAAGGCCGAAGGGGAGAAACCAUCACCCGGUAUGGUUUCUGUGCGUCUGACUGCGCAGCUGAAGCGGGUGAAGGAGGUGGUGGCGACCUGGAAGGAAGUGGACGAACGUGUCUCUCAGCUGUGCACCACUUUACUUGCUCAGAAGGGUUUCUCAUCUGACAAUGCCUGCGGCGCUGAUAAGAUCACGGAUGGGCUGGUUGGCUUUUUGUCCGGCAACUUCUCUGAUGGCACAUGGAGGGACGAGUACCUCGGGGUGAACGCCACAGUAAAGAACGGUGCAGCAGGGGCAACAAAGACUUCCGAUGGUGUGACGUUCCGGGGAACGUGGGCGGAGUGGCCCGUUGGCAGUCAGGGGGAGAAUCAGCUGUACCACUUUGCGAACUACAACUUCACUCUUGUGGCGACGGUGUCCAUCGACAGGGUGCCGAAGGAAGAUACUCCCAUCCCUUUGAUGGGCGUGAAGAAGAUGAAUGGUGCCGGUAAGAAUAAAGUAUUCCUGGGACUGUCGUACAGCAACAAAAAUAAGUGGCAAUUGCGGUGCGGUGACGAAAAGACGACGGAGCUCAGCAGCAGUUGGAAGCCAGAGACAACACACCAAGUGGCUAUUGUGCUACAGAACGGCAAACAGGGCACCGCGUACGUUGAUGGUCAGCAUGUGGGUGUGGGUGCGUCGUGUGCAUUGGGAAGCACGGAAUCCCAAGAGAUCUCCCACUUCUACAUUGGAGGGGACGAACGCAGUGCAGGCGGCGCAGGGAGCAAAGAAGAAGUGUCAGUGACUGUGACGAACGUCCUGCUGUACAACCGCCCGUUGAGUACUGCGGAGAUGACUGCGCUUAAAAUGAAAAGCGUUAAUAUUCCAAAGCUGUAUCAUGCAAAAACAGAGCCGAGGGGUACUCCGUCUACUCCUGCCGGGCAACAGCCGUCGGAAUGGGGGCAUUUGGUGGGAAGCAGUAAAGAUGCGAGUGGUGGUGUGGAGGGGGCCGAUUCACAGAUCAGGGAAGUAAAUGCCACGGCACUCAGCAGCAACCUCGGAAAUGUGUCGCAAGAAAAUAACAGCGAUGCCGGCACCAUGCGUGGGAGCGGACUGCUGCCAUCGCUGCUGCUUCUGUUGGGACUGUGGGGGUCUGCGGCUCUCUGA